CAAACGUGACGUAAUUUACUGCCAGCGAACUUGCCAACAAUUCAACAAGCUAAGUUUACAAAAGACUAAUGUGUUUUUAAAAAAAAUCUCACCUAUUAAUGUUUAUUUCCAGUUUGGAGUUCCCUUGUUGUGAUUGUACGACGUGUGUGUAACCGUAACCUUGUUAUUUCGAGUUUACGACCACGCCACCCACAAACAUGGAAUGCCAAAUCACUUUGUCCCCCACUCGCUAAGUGUCCCGUAGGAACGCGAUUUCGGUUUCCGCCCACAACUCUCAAAACAUGCAUGCGAUUGCCUGGCGACCAGUUCAGGGUCUACCCCACCAGUUCGCCCGAAGAUAUCUGGGAUAGCCUCCAGUGCUCCGCAACCCCAGUGAGGAUAUGGGGAACAGAAGAUAAAUGAAUAAUGUUUUAGCCCAGCAAGUACCUUUAGCAGCGAAGCCCAUACUUACUUCUCCCCAACCAUUGGUCCAGCUCUCCACAGCUAGGAGAGUGUCCUGAUCUAAACCAUCCUGGGGCCUCCUCCCAGUGGGAUGUGCAUGCAAGACCUCACCAAGGAGGCAUCCUCUUAGCAGAUACCCAAGCCUCGGAGUAAAACCAGCCAGUCACAUUUUAUGAUUGUGUUAGAAGACGAAGAAGAGAUGCUUCGACUUGCAAAAGGACGAAAACACGUCGUGCGUGAUUAGAAAUACAGAGCAAAGGGAAUGUUUACUUGUCAAAACCGAUGAACGCAGACACAAUCAAAUGAGAUUUGAUUGACAUUGUCAGAGAAAUAUUGAGUGACUACGUGUGGCUUGGGGCUGACUUUUCCUUUUUAAAUGAUUCCAUCAUGGAGGCCAUACUUGACUUUCUAAACGUAUUCCACAUGGAGACCAGUGGACUCUCUCUGACACUUGGCCUCUUCUUCCUGGCUCUUCUGUACUGGUAUUCAGUUUACCCAUUUUCAGUCCUCACUCGAUGUGGAAUCGAACAUCCAAAGCCAAUCCCCUUUUUCGGCAACCUAUUCCUGUUUCGUGAGGGUUUUUUCCAUCCCAUGUCUGACCUCAUAAAAACAUAUGGUCGAGUGUGCGGCUACUACUUAGGACGGCGAGCGGUGGUCGUCGUGGCAGACCCUGACAUGCUCAGACAAGUGAUGGUGAGAGACUUUAGCAGCUUUCCAAACCGAAUGACCAAUCGCUUUGCCAACAAACCCAUGAGUGAUUGUCUUCUCAUGUUGAAGAAUGAACAGUGGAAAAGAGUCAGGAGUAUUCUGACUCCGUCCUUCAGUGCCGCCAGAAUGAAAGAGAUGGUUCCAUUCAUCCAAACAGCCACGGAUGCCUUGAUGAACAAUUUGGAUGUCUAUGCUGAAUCAGGGGAGGCUUUUGACAUUCACAGGUGUUUUGGUUCAUUCACUAUGGAUGUAAUUGCCAGCGUGGCGUUUGCAACCCAGGUGGACUCUCAGAACAACCCAGAGGACCCGUUCGUCCGCCAUGCUCAGAUGUUUUUCUCUUUUUCUUUCUUCAGGCCCAUCAUGCUUUUUUUCAUUGCUUUUCCGCACAUCAUGGCUCCGCUGGCGGGAAUCAUUCCCAACAAACGUCGUCGCCAAAUGAACGAGUUCUUCAUCAACAGCAUUCAGUGGAUCAUCAAACAGAGGGAGAAGCAACCUCCUGAGCAGAGGCGGCGGGAUUUCCUUCAGAUGAUGUUGGAUGCGCGCAGCAGCAAGGAGGAUGUGUCUUUGGAGCACUUUGACACAGCGAGCAACAGCAUCGAGUCCCGUCACAGGAGUUCAGAGACUAGUCUUCACCUUUCGGAUUCGUCCACCCGGCGACCGUCAAAAAAGUUGAUAACAGAAGACGAAAUUGUCGGCCAAGCUUUUGUCUUCCUGCUGGCUGGCCACGAGACCAGCAGCAGCACGCUGGCCUUCACCUGCUACCUCCUGGCAAUCCAUCCAGAGUGUCAGUGCCGAGUCCAGGAGGAGGUGGAUGACUUUUUCAGCAAACAUGAGUCUCCUGACUACACUAAUGUCCAGGAGCUGAAGUAUUUAGAUAUGGUUGUAUGUGAAGCAUUGCGGCUCUUUCCUCCUGGAUUCAGGUUUUCACGAGAAAUCGAGCGGGACUGCGUGGUCAACGGGGUGUCCCUGCCAAAAGGAGCCUUAUUGGAGAUCCCACCGGGUUUCCUUCACUAUGACCCGGAGCACUGGACUGAGCCAGAGAAGUUCAUCCCUGAGAGAUUCACCCCUGAGGCAAAAGCUAGUAGGCAUCCGUUUGUGUACCUGCCUUUUGGGGCCGGGCCCCGUAACUGUGUGGGCAUGAGGCUUGCCCUGUUGGAAAUCAAAAUCGCUCUGGGUCGUCUUUUGCACAGAUUCAACAUCAUAACCUGCUCUGAGACAAAGGUUCCACUCGAGUUGAAGUCAUCAAGCACCCUGGCACCCAAAAAUGGCAUUUUUAUCAAGCUCACCAAAAGAGACAAGAGAUGACUACUGAAUUAAAUGUGCUACUAAGAAGUUUCAAAACAAAUAGAGCCCUGUAACU
Molecule: messenger RNA, 2509 nt
Organism: Syngnathoides biaculeatus (alligator pipefish)
Lineage: Eukaryota; Metazoa; Chordata; Actinopteri; Syngnathiformes; Syngnathidae
Gene: tbxas1
Product: thromboxane A synthase 1 (platelet)
Exons: 18
Coding region: 829-2454 (541 amino acids)
Molecular function (GO): heme binding; iron ion binding; oxidoreductase activity, acting on paired donors, with incorporation or reduction of molecular oxygen
Source: RefSeq, a predicted model, not a curated record